UUUAGUCUAAUAUCCUCAUUAUGCAGAAAACCAAAACCUAGAAAAGUGAUGUCACUGCCCACCCAAGAUCACACUGUGGUACCAGGGGCAAGGGUUGGAACUCUGGGCUCUUCAUUUCUCGUCCCAGUCCUCAUUGUGCCCCGCUUAAGGUGAGCGUUCCUGGCCCAGGUGCUGGAUGAAAGGUGGUGCUGUCACUUCGUGUCUCCUCUCUGAUAGAAUCCCAUCACGGGGCUGAUGUCAGCCAGUCAUGAGCAGAAGGAUGCCUGGGUACGGGAUAACAUCUACAGCAUCCUGGCCGUGUGGGGCCUGGGCAUGGCCUACCGCAAGAACGCCGACCGCGACGAGGACAAGGCCAAGGCCUACGAGCUGGAGCAGAAUGUGGUGAAACUGAUGCGAGGUCUUCUCCAGUGCAUGAUGAGACAGGUGGAUAAAGUGGAGAGGUUCAAGCACACUCAGAGUACCAAGGACAGCCUGCACGCCAAGUACAACACUGCUACCUGCAGCACUGUGGUGGGCGACGAUCAGUGGGGCCACCUCCAGGUGGAUGCCACCUCCCUCUUCCUCCUGUUUCUGGCCCAGAUGACAGCCUCCG
Messenger RNA from Capra hircus (goat), 592 nucleotides. Its product is annotated as phosphorylase b kinase regulatory subunit alpha, liver isoform-like. The record is from RefSeq and is a predicted model, not a curated record. Gene Ontology annotation, molecular function: calmodulin binding. Lineage: Eukaryota; Metazoa; Chordata; Mammalia; Artiodactyla; Bovidae. Gene Ontology annotation, cellular component: phosphorylase kinase complex. Gene Ontology annotation, biological process: glycogen metabolic process.